Molecule: messenger RNA, 1206 nt
Organism: Microthlaspi erraticum
Lineage: Eukaryota; Viridiplantae; Streptophyta; Magnoliopsida; Brassicales; Brassicaceae
Source: the annotation of a GenBank genome assembly
AUGAGCACCGCCGGUGCGGAGCAGCUGAAUCCGGAUUCCGUGUCGAUAACGGUCAUGGAGUCGGUGAACGGGUCGCACCAGUUUACGAUUAAGGGUUUCUCUCUGGCGAAAGGCAUGAGCCCAGGGAAAUUCAUACAGAGCGACGUCUUCUCCAUCGGCGGAUACGACUGGGCGAUCUACUUUUACCCCGACGGGAAGAACCCAGAGGACAACUCCCUGUACGUCUCUCUCUUCAUCGCUCUGGCGAGUGAUUCCAGUGACGUCCGGGCUUUGUUCGAGCUUACGCUCAUGGAUCAGAGCGGCAAGGAGCAGCACAAGGUCCACAGUCACUUUGAUCGCGCCCUCGAAGGUGGUCCUUAUACGCUCAAGUAUAAAGGAAGCAUGUGGGGUUACAAGCGCUUUCUAAAACGAACAUCUUUAGAAGGCUCUGACUUCUUGAAGGAUGAUUGCCUUAUCGUCAAUUGUACUGUUGGCGUCGUUAGAGCCAGGCUUGAAGGUCCAAAGCAUUACGGCAUUGUGCUGCCACCGUCGAAUAUGGGUCAGGGAUUGAAAGAAUUGUUGGAUUCCGAACUUGGUUGUGACGUAGCUUUCCAAGUCGGAGAUGAGACAUACAGAGCUCACAAACUGAUCCUCGCAGCACGCUCACCGGUUUUCAGAGCUCAGUUCUAUGGACCAAUUGGGGAUAACAAUGUGGAUAGGAUACUGAUAGAGGACAUCGAGCCUUCUAUCUUUAAGGCUAUGCUUAGCUUCAUCUACACCGAUGUACUUCCUGAUGUGCAUGAGAUUACGGGGUCGGCUUCUUCCAGUUCGUUCACAAACAUGAUACAACAUCUCUUGGCGGCUGCUGAUCUCUAUGACCUCGGAAGGUUGAAGAUGCUAUGUGAAGUUUUUCUCUGUGAGAAGCUCAAUGUUGAUAACGUGGCAACAACACUUGCACUGGCUGAACAGCACCAGUUCUUACAGCUCAAAGCCUUCUGCUUAAAGUUUGUUGCAUCUCCAGGAAACUUGAGAGCCGUAAUGAAGUCUGAAGGGUUCAAGCACUUGAAACAGAGCUGUCCUUCUUUGAUGUCUGAGUUACUGAACACGGUUGCAGCGGCGGAUAAGAGCUCGGCGAGUGGACAAUCAAACAAGAAAAGAAGCGUGAGCAGUGUGUUGGGCUGUGAUACAAGCAAUGCAAAUGUGAGGCAAGUGAGGAGGAGGGCAUAG